UUGUGUUGGGUUUACUCAACCGUGUCUAUAAUCCAAUGACUAGGUCCCCUUCCCCAAAGGAAUCUCCCAACUCAUCUGCCAAUGUUUCAUGUUUGUGUUUUACCUUGCAUUUUCUUAGUGACAGUUACCGGUCUUCCUCUAAAAACACCCCAGCAAAAAGGAAGGUGACUCGUGAAUGGAACCACACUCCUCCUGUGUUUCUGUUAACGCCGGUCCACCAGAAGAAGACUUCAGGAAUCCCUUCACGAAAGGUUGCCUCCAAGCUACGUUCUCCAUCUUCCCAAGAUUCCGGUCGGAAGAAUUCCAGGGCAGAUGCCCUCAGUGUCCCCUUGACUCUGAAAACAUUGAAGGAGAUGGUUGACAGCACCAAACAGAUUGCUUUGAUUGCCGCCUGCCGUCGCUCCCAAGUACAGGAGAAAGAUCUUGGCAGGAAGAUCUCCUCCGCACACUAUUUGGGAGAGGAGAAGAUGGAAUCGCAGCAGACUAUUUUCACCCCAGAAUAUCGCUCCAAAGGCAUGGCCACCAUCAGUGGCCUUGGAGGAAUGUUCCAGAGGAAAGUUUGGACACACCACCCGGUUGAGAAUGAAGGAGACAAAGAAGCAUUUUGGGAAAGGAAAACAGAGAAGAAGGGAUCUCUUGAACCUACUUCUUCCGGGAUUUUGCAGAUGAAACACUGGUCCCCCUCCAGUCAGGACAGCAAUGGCCCAGGAAGCCAGAGGCCACCAGCCAAAUCCCCAAAUGGUUCUAUAGCAAAUCUUUCCCACAUCUUUCCAGCUCCCACAAAACUCAACUUUCCCGUUGGACAUCAAACAGAAGAAAACCCACCACAGGACCUGAUAGUAAACCACAUGGGACCUAGCACCAUCCAGCAGAGUAACUCCAACCAGCCCCAAGGCCAAGUUCUCCAGAAACAAGUCAAAGGGCCCGUUGAGACCGUUGGUGGAUAUCGGAAGCAGCAGCCCGUUACUCACUCGAAGAAGCCAGGAAAGCCGAAAUAAUCGCAACUGGCUGGGAGACCAUCGUUAUCAGUCAAGCCCAGAAGGAUUGGCUUUCCCCAAGAUACUGAGAGACAGUAGGAGAGAAGUUGGUGGAUUGUGUGAAUGGUGGUAGCAGGAACUCUGGGUUUUCGCCCCUGAACCAAAGGGCCACCCACCCAGUUCCGAGAACAAGAAUCCCACUCUACUGCUUUCACCUAAGGCCAUUUUAAUUUCUCACAACGGCCAAUCAGAUGCUUCUGAGAUGCUCACAAGCAGGAGAUGGAGAGAUGUUCCUCUGCCCCAUCACCGUUACACCACACCUUCUUCCCAACAUAGAGGUAGCACGGGGUCUUCCACAUUAACACCCCUGAGUAAGCAACUCACAGCAGUUUAUUCAGUGACCGUUUGGCUACAGCGGCACCGAAAGAAAGGGACUUACCGCCCUUUUUCAGACUUGCAACUCUUGCAGCGUCCCCCUGGACCAACGCUCAGACGCUUGGCAAAUGACUUACAGUUACGACGGCACUGCGAUGUCCCAGGAGUCACGUCAUCCCCUUUGGCGACCGGCAAAGUCAAAUGGGGAAGCUGGAUUCAGUCAGUAACGGCAGUAAUUCAUUUAGCAACUUUGGCAGGAAAGGCUGUGAAAAAAGGGGCAAAACUCACUUAACAAGCGUCUCACUUAGCAACAUAAAGUUUGGGCUCAGUUGCGGUCGUAUGUCGAGGGCUACCUGUAUUUAUCCAAGCCCCCAUGCCUUUGUCUGGGUUCAGGAGACGAUAUAAGGGGAGGGGGGGCUCCUGAGCAAAGACGGCCCAGAAAACAACAACUAGCUGCUGUGGGUGGCAACUAGAGACCCAGGUUCAAAUUCCCAACGCUCAGUGAGCACUUUAAGGCCCUUUUUCCGGCCUCACUGAAAAGGAAACCACAUCUGCACCGAUAGAUAAACUUGUGAUUAACA
Messenger RNA from Crotalus tigris (Tiger rattlesnake), 1933 nucleotides. RefSeq lists its product as uncharacterized. The transcript has 5 exons. NCBI's taxonomy places the organism in Eukaryota, Metazoa, Chordata, Lepidosauria, Squamata, Viperidae. The record is from RefSeq and is a predicted model, not a curated record. The coding region runs from base 36 to 998 and encodes 320 amino acids.